Messenger RNA from Hibiscus syriacus, 792 nucleotides. RefSeq names its product glutathione S-transferase U17-like. The record is from RefSeq and is a predicted model, not a curated record. The transcript has 2 exons. Gene Ontology annotation, cellular component: cytoplasm. NCBI's taxonomy places the organism in Eukaryota, Viridiplantae, Streptophyta, Magnoliopsida, Malvales, Malvaceae. Gene Ontology annotation, molecular function: glutathione transferase activity. Bases 50 to 760 code for a protein of 236 amino acids. Gene Ontology annotation, biological process: glutathione metabolic process.
UCUACGUUGAAGCAAACAAGCCGAUUUCCAUAUAUUUGUGCUUCCGACCAUGGCGACGAGUGAAGUGAAAGUUCUGGGUUCGUGGCCGAGUCCAUAUGCAAUGAGGCCGAGGAUCGCCCUUAACAUCAAAUCAGUCGACUAUGUACAUGUUGACGAGAAGUUAUGGGAAGGCAAAAGCCAGCUUCUUCUCCAGUCAAACCCCGUUUACAAGAAAAUCCCAGUCCUCAUUCAUGGCGAUCGUAAGCCGAUCUGCGAAUCUCUCGUUAUCGUACAGUACAUCGACGAGACUUGGUCUGCCGGUCCUUCUAUCCUUCCUUCUGAUCCUUACGAACGCUCCGUCGCUCGUUUUUGGGCUGCAUAUCUUGACGAUAAGUGGUUCCCGGCGGCGAAAAGCGUUGGGAUCGCUCAAGGAGAGGAAGCGAAGAAAGCGGCGAUAGCGCAGGUGGAAGAAGGGCUGGCGUUGAUGGAAGGAGCGUUCGGCGAUUGUAGCAAAGGGAAAUGUUUAUUUGGUGGGGAUGAAAUCGGGUACCUUGAUAUUGCUUUCGGGAGCUUCUUGGGAUGGCUUAGAGUGACGGAGAUGUUCAAUGGGAUGAAGCUGCUUGAUGAGGACAAGACUCCUGGUCUGGUUCACUGGGCCGAUAGAUUCUGCUCCCAUGGCUCCGUCAAGGAUGUUAUGCCGGAUACCGACAAGCUUGCGGAGUUUGGGAAGAUGGUUAUUGCCAAAAUAAGAGCCGCUGCCGGUGCUACUGAAAUGCAUUGAAAUUAACACUGAAAGGUUCUUGAAGUACUAAA